Paramuricea clavata is the source of this 3394-nucleotide messenger RNA. Lineage: Eukaryota; Metazoa; Cnidaria; Anthozoa; Malacalcyonacea; Plexauridae. The record is from the annotation of a GenBank genome assembly.
AUGUAUUUCUGUCCUAUAUGUGAGCAUUUUGUUAUGUAAGAACUGUAAAUUGUUUGUAAAUUUACGUAUAUAUUUAGUGUAUUUUAUGUAUUUUCAUAUUUUUGUUAGAAUAAAACAAAGUCAGACAGAAACGUCAAUUGUCACAUUCGGGUCGAUACAAAAUAACAAGCAAAGAAAGCGUAUAGGGUCAAAGCACCUAUACACAGAUCUUGAAGCAAGUGAUAUUUUACUUGGUAUGUUGUACAUUAAACAAUAUGUCUGGAUAAUAUGGAAAAUAUACGCAGGGACGUCGCUACUGGGGGUGUGUGACACCCCCCCCCCCAAUAAUAAAAAGUUGGUCAAAAGUUGGUCAAAACGGGAUUGAUGUUGCCAAAAGUUGGUCACAGGGGGGACCACAAUUUGCUCCAAAACCCCAAAAAUUGAUCAAAUAACUUCAAAAACGCCAGUAUUAUUCGAAAAAUUUUUUUAAUUGUAUAUGUGCGGAAAAAUUGUUUUUGGCGAACUCCCCCCCCCCCGUCGACAACAUUUCAGGGAAAAAAAUUUUGUUGACAGUUGGUCAAAAUCCCGGGACAGUUGGUCAAACCAUGACAACACCCCCCCCCCAUGUUGAUCCCUUCGCGACGUCCCUGAAUAUACGGUCUCAGGCACUGUUCUAUAUAUACUAUCUCAUUCACCGUUUAAUACCCCUACAAAUAUAUCGAUAUAUCGACAAUGCUACAAUGUUUUCAUUUUUGAUUAGGUGGAGAUGCAAAGCAUGAAGAGUUGUGGGGUGAAAUUAAAGAUCGGUAUUUCCUGAAGCUUUUGGACGUUGGCCUAAACAAAAUACCACCCUGUUCAAAGCCAAUUGAUGAAUUAAGUGAUAAAGAAUGUGAUGAUUGGAUCAAAGAAUCCUUGUUGACUACAAAUGAUGAAGCAUGUAGAAAAGCAUCUUAUCAGAUUGAUAUUCCUCAAUUGGAAAGAGAAUUUCCGUUGAUGGGGAAAAGUGAAUAUUUAAUAUUACCCUUGUCCUUGGAAAAUAAUUCCACACUCACAGGCACGGCAUCAAUAUUGGAACAGUUCAGCAAGGAAUUUAAAAUUCCAUGUAAACAUGCAAAUAGACACUUCGUUUUUGACGAAACUAAUAAGUGUUACGAUCUUACUUCUGCUAGAAAACAUCAUGAAUUUAUGAUCAUGCUGUUUAAUCAUCGAAAGAAUUCCAUUGUCAUAGACGAACGGAUACGGUCUACUGAGAAAACCAUUGUCGAUGAAUCCAACGAAAGUAGGGGAGAUGAGGAUGGAGAAACUAAUGAAAUACCUGCAGAAACCAUCGAAAGUACAACUCGCUUUUUCCAACAGCAAGAUGGAAAGUUGAUCAAAUUGUACAAUCGCAUAAAUAACAACAUGAUGACUGCAAUGCAAUCAAAAGAUAACGAGCAAUUAAAUAAACUUGUUAAAAAGUUGCAAGAUACACAAGAGGAGUGGGAGAAUGUUGCAGAUCAUCUCGGUCGUAAUAUAUUACAUUAUGCGGUGGAAUAUAAUAAUAUCCCCUUAGUCAAAACACUGAUUUCCUGUGGAUUAAACAUUAACAUCCAAGAAGGUUGUGGCGCCACGCCACUUUCUAUUGCAGUUUUAAACCGUUACGAUGUCAUGUGCGAAUUACUUGUUCAAAAUUUUGCCUCCUUUUCUGGACCGUUGUAUGCCAGUAUGCCGUCUCCUAUGGACAUGGCAGAGAAUAUGGAGUUGACAGAUAUUCUCGAAUUGUUUCAAUAUCAGGAAAAGGAAGAUGAUUAUAUUGACAAGAUAACCAACGAUGGAAGCAAUUGCUGCUCUGAUAUUUCAAUGGAAACAUCGAGUAAAGAUGGAGAUGGUGAUGACACGGUUGGUGUUGUAUUUGACCGCAGCGUUAAUGUACAAUGUCCAACUGCGAUAGUAGGAGAUCAAGGAACUUGUAAGAUCCUUAGGUCAGCAAAACACCGUUCACAAGAGGCAUUCAAAUGGGUAGCAGAAGUGCCUGGUGAUCUGCACACGAAAGGUUACCUUUGUGAAGCAGCAUACAAGGCUAAAAAGUCAGGUGUGUUUUUGUAUGUCGUUAAUAAGGUGAUGAAAAGGCCAAAAGUCGUUGAUGAAGCUUUUCGGGCAAGAAAAUUUCAGCAACAGAACUUGCAAAGAAUACAAGAAGCUGUAAGAGAUGGUGCUAUGGCGAUUGGUCUCGCUGCAGUUCAGAAUUUCAAAAUUUCAGAAGAAUUUCCCAGCAAAGAAGAUUUCGAUGAACAAUUGACUUUGUCCGGUAAUCACAAUGAUAUUCUUCUCAAGUCAUUCAAGCAUUGGUUAUCAAAAUGUGCAGAACAGGAUCAGUCAUUCGCGUACACCAUGCAAAUGUUUGAUCUAUUUGCUCCGCUUCUUGAAGGGAUGAAUGACGUGAUUAGGAACGGUCUUGGAACAACAAGGGAGGCUAUUUGGAAGAUUCUGUUGCCCAUAUUUGCACAACUUCAGUUUCGGAACUACUGGACGGAAGCUUUGGUUCAUGUGGUAAACUUUACAGCGGUUUGGCCUAUUGCUUUCAGGGAGAUGAUGAAGCGAAAUUGCUCCAUCAGUCUAUCUGGCAAGGAAGGGCACGAUCUAGCUAUGGAUGAAUUUGUCGAAGAGCAUUUAGUGAAGCCAUUAAAAAGCUAUGUGACAGGUAAAUCUAACUGCUUGUUUAUUCGUUUAAUUUUGGCUAUACUGUUCUUCAUGUACAAUGUCAAUGACAACGUGCAACACUACGUAUUAAUGAGUAAUGUAGUUUAUAAGCAAAACAUCGACGUUUUUAGUGCAUGCCGUUCGUCACGCUUUCACUCAAAACCUCGAAGUUUUGCUUAUAUUUUGCAGGUAGUUGUAAUUCCGCAAAUUGGUUAUAUGUCAUAUCCGGAACCGUUUGUUGAAAUUCUGUACUUUAAGAAACUUGUUCAAACUACGUGUUGCUUGCUGAUUUUCUUUCACUUUUUUCUCCAGAACGCAUAAUUAAUUGCUCACGUUCUGUUUGUAGCACAUAAUUUAGUUCGUAUUAGUCAAUUAAGGACAUACAAGUGUGAAGAUGUGUGAACGCAUGAUGGCAAAUAUCCAGAUUAUAGAAGCAACCAGAAAGGCAUUUAUGUCCACAAAAGCUUUCAACGUACAUCCCACUAAGAAACACUCGCAGCAAGAUCCUUUUCCUGACCACAUAGUGUGGUUUUGCUUGCGAGAAGAUGUCGUGUCAUGUGUUGAAGAUAGGAAUGUAAUUCGCCAUUUUCCUUUGGAUGGCUCGGGUCCAAAAGAGAUCCAACUUCCCAAGAAAUGCUAUGAAGUAUACAAGAAGGGAUGUCAAAAGGUCACAAAAGAAUUUAAUGGAAAGUUACACGAAUGUUUUCCAAGUGUCCGACAUGUUGGCUCAACUUAA